This is a messenger RNA of Symbiodinium sp. CCMP2592, 921 nucleotides long. The record is from the annotation of a GenBank genome assembly. Lineage: Eukaryota; Dinophyceae; Suessiales; Symbiodiniaceae.
AUGGCCCUGGAAUUCCUCGCGCGACUGCAAGAGAAGAAGUGGGCGCCGUGCCAGCUGGUGGUGGAGGCAAAGGGCGCACUGUGGGAAGAGGGCCGCGGCAUCCUUGCUCGCGAGUUCCGUGGGGGUGAGGAGGAAGAGGAUGAAGAGGAGGAUGAGAAGGAGGACGAAACCGAGUCCGAGGAGGAGGAAGCAGAGGAGAAAGGGGAGGAAACCGCGCCCGAGGAGGAGGAGCAAGCCGAAGACGACUCUGCGGAUUCCGUGGUCACCGCAACAGAGAUCGAAGUUCAGACCGAGGCUGCGGACGAGCCUCGAGAGGAGUGCGCACACUCCUUUUCCCACCUGGAGGGUGGGUUUCUUGAUGAAGCCUUCCGAAGCUCAACAAGAAACAUGCCAGUGGCUUCCGUGAUUCUGAGCACACAGCCGCAUCACGUGGCAACUGCACUCCAAUUUCGCUUGCUCAGCACGGUGCCGGUGCUUGUGCCACAGGUGCCGCAGGGCUUGCUUGCAGGUGCAGCUGUCAUGGUCGAUGUUCUGCUGAAAUGUCCGAUCUUUAGCGGUUUCACUGGCAUCAUCGACACCUAUGAGACCAACCGCUGCAACGUGCUGUUGCCCCUGAUGGAUAACUUCGGCGUCUCCCAGAUUGCCAAGAUCAGACCUGAGAAUCUGAAGUUCUUUGAAGUCAGCGGUGCUUGUGAAUCUGCACGCACCACUAGUCGGUGGAUGCUCCAUGGGCGAGGAGCUGCGAGAAGGAAUGUGUUCAGAGAUUCCGCAGUUGCACAGCAGGCCAUGUGUCCUUGUUUCCUGUGCCCAUCGGUCGGUGCAUUCUUGGCUCCACGAAGAUGUUGCGUACAGGGGCAAGGCCCAAUACAGAAACAGACCUUACAAGAAAUCUACAAUGCAGUAUUUCGCCAUGGACACUAA